Messenger RNA from Pistacia vera, 1998 nucleotides. Its product is annotated as sodium/hydrogen exchanger 1-like. Lineage: Eukaryota; Viridiplantae; Streptophyta; Magnoliopsida; Sapindales; Anacardiaceae. Gene Ontology annotation, molecular function: sodium:proton antiporter activity. Bases 376 to 1998 code for a protein of 540 amino acids. The transcript has 15 exons. The record is from RefSeq and is a predicted model, not a curated record. Gene Ontology annotation, biological process: regulation of pH; regulation of stomatal closure; proton transmembrane transport. Gene Ontology annotation, cellular component: membrane.
CUUUCUCUCUCUCCGUUACCCGAAGUCCCGAACUACACGCCUUUUCCCCUUCUGAUUCCUCGCUCUCUUUCCAGAAUUUUCAGUUUUUAAAAUAAAGAACAUUUCUCGUUAAGCAAAGUUUUGUCUCCAAAGUCUCGAGUUGAGAGCUGAAUAUAUUGUUAGUAUUUAUAUAUUCAGUUUUUAAUUACGGUUAAUAAUGUCGGGUUCGUCCAUUGAGCUCUUGUAAUGAGAAGGGAAAGAAAAGAUUUUCUCGCCAACCAAACAUAUAUAGUUAAAAUCAGAAUCUCCUUCUUGUGAAAGAGUAAAGUUAAUUGUAACUGUUAUUGUUCUUGUUCUUGUGGAUUAAUUGAUUGAGAAAGAGGAGCAAGUUGCAAAAUGGAUCAAGUAUUGAAUACAGUUGCGAGGAGAUUGCAAAUGGUGUCCACUUCUGACCACGCCUCUGUGGUUUCAAUGAACCUGUUCGUGGCGCUUCUUUGUGCUUGUAUUGUGCUUGGUCAUCUUCUUGAAGAGAAUCGCUGGAUGAAUGAGUCCAUUACUGCCCUUGUCAUAGGUCUUUGUACAGGUGUAGUUAUUUUGCUGAUUAGCGGUGGUAAAAGUUCGCAUCUGUUAGUCUUCAGUGAAGAUCUGUUCUUUAUAUAUCUUUUGCCGCCUAUCAUAUUUAAUGCAGGGUUUCAAGUGAAAAAGAAGCAAUUUUUUCGUAAUUUCAUAACCAUUAUGUUGUUUGGUGCAGUUGGUACGUUAAUAAGCUGUACCAUCAUAUCACUAGGUGUUAUUCAGUUCUUUAAACAAAUGGAUAUUGGUACAUUGGAUAUAGGGGAUUAUUUAGCAAUUGGUGCAAUAUUUGCUGCAACGGAUUCUGUUUGCACUUUGCAGGUGCUCAAUCAGGAUGAGACACCUUUACUCUAUAGUUUGGUGUUCGGGGAGGGUGUUGUCAAUGAUGCUACAUCUGUAGUGCUUUUUAAUGCUAUCCAAAGCUUUGACCUCACUCAUAUCAACACAAGAACAGCUUUUCACUUUAUUGGCAACUUCUUCUAUUUAUUUUUCACAAGCACUAUGCUCGGGGUGUUUACUGGACUGCUUAGUGCUUACGUUAUCAAAAAGCUAUAUAUUGGCAGGCACUCAACAGAUCGUGAAGUUGCUCUCAUGAUGCUCAUGGCGUACCUUUCAUAUAUGCUAGCAGAACUAUUUUAUUUGAGUGGCAUUCUUACAGUGUUUUUCUGUGGGAUCGUGAUGUCACAUUACACCUGGCACAAUGUGACUGAGAGUUCAAGAGUCACUACCAAGCACUCUUUUGCAACCUUGUCUUUUGUUGCUGAGAUUUUUAUCUUCCUGUAUGUUGGUAUGGAUGCCCUGGACAUUGAGAAGUGGAAAUUUGUUAGUGAUAGCCCUGGAACAUCUGUUGCAGUGAGCUCAGUGCUGAUUGGUCUGAUUAUGGCUGGACGAGCAGCUUUUGUUUUCCCCCUAUCCUUUUUGACAAAUUUAGCUAAGAAAAAUCCCACUGAGAAGAUUGGCUUUAAGCAGCAAGUUGUGAUAUGGUGGUCUGGUCUCAUGAGAGGUGCUGUGUCUAUGGCACUUGCUUAUAAUCAGUUUACAAGGUCAGGCCACACUCAGUUGCGAGCGAAUGCUAUCAUGAUCACCAGCACUAUAACUGUUGUUCUUGUCAGUACAGUGGUUUUUGGUAUGUUGACUAAACCUCUUAUAAGAUUCCUGCUGCCUCAACCAAAACAUACAAACUCGGUAUUAUCAGAUCCAUCUUCUCCAAAAUCAAUUGUAGUGCCACUUUUGGGAGGCCAACAGGACUCGUACACUGACGCCGUUGGCAAUGCUUUCAUACGUCCAGGCAGCAUACGAGCACUUCUGACAACCCCUACACACACUGUUCACUAUUACUGGCGCAAAUUUGACGAUCACUUCAUGCGACCUGUGUUUGGUGGCCGGGGUUUUGUUCCCUAUGUUCCUGGCUCACCAACAGAAAGGAGUGUCCAUGAACGACAAUGA